UCUAGGACAUGGACAUAUCAUAUAGCUGCCGCCAUUCCUGACAUCCACCACACACAAGAGGCGGCUUCUAGUGAUGACAUUUAUGGAUGUUACUAACAGCCGGGGACAUUUUCUCUCCACAGUCACAAUCUACAGAUUUUAUACUAACGCUCUGUGGACGCCUCACCCACAUCUCAUCUUCUUAUUCUUACAGAUUGGCUGAUAAUUAUCUACCAGACACUUCCUGCAUCCAGUUGGCAUCUGUAAUAAGGAAUAACUGGUCCCUGAAGAGACUUGACCUGUCUGGUAACUGUCUGUAUGGUCCUCACUUCAGUGACUUGAUGGAGGCUCUGUCCAGUCCGGCCUGCAGGAUAGAGACAUUACAAUUGGGUUAUAAUGAACUACCAGACACUUCCUGCAUCCAGUUGGCAUCUGUAAUAAGGAAUAACCCGUCCCUGAAGAUACUUGACCUGUCUUAUAACUGUCUGUCUGGUCCUCACUUCAGUGACUUGAUGGAGGCUCUGUCCAGUCCGGCCUGCAGGAUAGAGACAUUAUGUUUGGUUGGUAAUAAUCUACCAGACACUUCCUGCAUCCAGUUGGCAUCUGUAAUAAGGAAUAACCCGUCCCUGAAGAUACUUGACCUGUCUGGUAACAGUCUGUCUGGUCCUCACUUCAGUGACUUGAUGAAGACUCUGUCCAGUCCGACCUGCAGGAUAGAGGAAUUACUAUUGGCUGAUAAUGAUCUACCAGACACUUCCUGCAUCCAGUUGGCAUCUGAAAUAAGGAAUAACCCGUCCCUGAAGAUACUUGACCUGUCUGGUAACAGUCUGUCUGGUCCUCACUUUAGUGACUUGAUGGAGGCUCUGUCCAGUCCGGCCUGCAGGAUAGAGACAUUAAAUUUGGGUGGUAAUGAUCUACCAGAUACUUCCUGCAUCCAGUUGGCAUCUGGAAUAAGGAAUAACCAGUCCCUGAAGAUACUUGACCUGUCGCAUAACCAUCUGUCUGGUCCUCACUUCAGUCACUUGAUGGAGGCUCUGUCCAGUCCGGCCUGCAGGAUAGAAAUAUUACAUCUGUCGUGCAUUGGAUUAUCUGAAGAUGAGGAGAAGGAAGCCAUAAGAAAACUGGAAAAGCAGAAACCAAAUAUGAAGAUCAUUUAGUGAACAGAGAAGAAACCGGAUUCCUCUCAGUGAUGAGCAGAUAACAGGACUUUGGUGGUGAAGACGUCUUCAGAGGUCUGGUAUUAAGAACGUCUCCUGGUGCAUUAUGGGUGAUAUCACUGAUCUACUGAAGAUAAGGAAAUGUCUAAUAUUAUAAUAAAGAUGAUACCAGAAAUGUUCUUCUCCAGCUAAUUAUAUGUC
Molecule: messenger RNA, 1337 nt
Organism: Bufo bufo (common toad)
Lineage: Eukaryota; Metazoa; Chordata; Amphibia; Anura; Bufonidae
Product: ribonuclease inhibitor-like
Exons: 6
Coding region: 87-1136 (349 amino acids)
Cellular component (GO): cytoplasm
Molecular function (GO): protein binding
Source: RefSeq, a predicted model, not a curated record